Molecule: messenger RNA, 1177 nt
Organism: Scophthalmus maximus (turbot)
Lineage: Eukaryota; Metazoa; Chordata; Actinopteri; Pleuronectiformes; Scophthalmidae
Gene: rps27.2
Product: ribosomal protein S27, isoform 2
Exons: 4
Coding region: 16-327 (103 amino acids)
Biological process (GO): translation; ribosomal small subunit assembly
Cellular component (GO): ribosome; cytosolic small ribosomal subunit
Molecular function (GO): structural constituent of ribosome; RNA binding
Source: RefSeq, a predicted model, not a curated record
UCCCCACGCGCAGACAUGCCCGUAAGUAGCGCUACACAUUCUACUGUCGUCCUCGGUCGACUAAAAUGUGUGUUAGACCUCGCCAAGGAUUUGCUGCACCCGAGCCUCGAGGAGGAGAAGAGGACGCACAAGAAAAAACGCCUUGUGCAGUGUCCAAACUCCUAUUUCAUGGAUGUCAAAUGUCCAGGCUGCUACAAGAUCACCACGGUGUUCAGCCACGCUCAGACUGUCGUGCUGUGCGUCGGCUGCUCCACGGUGCUCUGCCAGCCGACGGGAGGGAAAGCCCGUCUGACAGAAGGGUGUUCAUUCAGGAGGAAACAGCACUAGUGGCUGGACACUAUCGGGGAGGAGUCCGAAUAAAACUUGAUGGACAUCAAGUAACACUGCCAUGCAGCUGAUGCAGCGACCAGGGGGCGGAGAGCGGGACUACAAAUCAUUUCUGUCUACAGAAAUAGACCCCAGCAGUACCACACAUCCAUUAAUUCUUAUCUCUUAAUAAAUUUAAAUUUGUUUUUUGUUUUGGAUGAAAUUAUCUUGUAUGUUUGUCAUCCAGUUUUUUGUUUUUGAUAUCUGGAAGGUAUUAAUUUGUGUGGCUUUUGAGGACAUGUGGCCUCAAAGCUUCACUUCAUUCAGCUAAAUAUUUGUGUUAAAGCAGGUUAAAUAGACAUUACCACAUACUUAUACCACAGUAUCAUAAACCUUUCAUUGAAAGUAGUCGAGGAUUUUAUCUGUGCCUGCUUCAAAGCCAGUGGUGUCGUUGCAGGCCCCCCUGCUCUGCGUCUGAUCGAGGGUUGAGUCAGGGAAAGUCAUUGCUGGCUCUUCCCGUGUGUCUUGCUGCUUGUGAAACAGUGAUGUGACACUAAAUCACAUUACUAUAAACAUUGUGGCUGUGAAUUUUCAUGUGCUUGCGAGCUUCCUGUGCAAAUGAUGUGGUAUGAAGAAAAAAAAGUAAGAAUGGAGGGAAUAUCUAGAGGAAUCAAACUAAUGACCUACAGUUAACUUUCAGACUUAGUUUAAGCUCGUGAGCAUUUAUGCAUUUCCAUAGCCUGUGAUGUGACCUUGAGUUGUGCUCUGAAUAAUGACAUGAAAUCAGGAGAGGCAAUGAUUCACUGACAACUUGUUGCUAUGGUGACAUUUUUUCUCGUGUCUUGCUAAUAAAGUCAUGGGAAGAAUGUAA